AUUUUCUCAACUGUCUGUUUGUUUGUGCUGGGUCUGUGUGUCCUGCAGGUACUUUUCUCACCAGCCGAGAUGGAGUUCGAAGCAGACAUCCCGGUGAAGGACUAUUUCAAGACCAUGGCUGACAUGAUGAUAUUCUGUGCAUCUCUGGCCGUCUCUUUGGCAUUCUGGGUCGUGUCUUUGGCGGCGAGCUCUUACCACGGCACUUUGCGGCCCGUAUCUCCGUGGCGCUGCCUAUUUUCGGUCCUUGUGCCAUUAAUUCUCACAAUCCGUGCGACGAGGAACAAGAGCUUGGACCGCAGCGGAGCAAUGGGAGGAAUGCUGGUAGGGUUCACUCUGUCCAUGGCCAACCUCAGCUUCUUCUCCGCCUUGCUUGCGUUUUUCAUGACGACCUACAAGCUAGCGAGGUGGAAGGCCGAAGUGAGCAAGCAAACGGACGCAGAACAUAAAGGGAGCCGGAUGGGGCUGCUGCAGGUGUUCUGCAUCGGGGGCAUCCCCACGGAGCUGGCCCUGUUCUACAUGAUCGAGACGGGCCCCAGGGAGGCCCCGCUGGAUUUCGUCGGGCAGUACACAGCCACCUGGAUCUGCCUGUCCCUGCUGGGGGCGCUGGCCUGCAGCGCGGGGAACGUCUGGGCCUCCGAGGUGGGGCCCGUCCUCAGCGCGACCCCGCCCCGCCUCAUCACCUCCUGGAAGGAGGUCCCUGUAGGUACGCAUGGGGGCGUCACGCCCGUGGGCCUUGCAGCCAGCUUCCUGGGCGGGAUGACGCUGGGCGUGGCUUACUUCGUCUCCCAGCUCCUAUUCGCCAGCGACCUGAACCUGGCCGCUCCUCAGUGGCCGGUCGUCAUGUACGGGGGUGUUGCCGGGCUCACGGGGUCCCUUCUGAGAUCCUACCUGGGGGCUCGAGCACAGUACUCAGGUUAUGACGUGAAGACUGGAGAGGUGGUGAGCUACGAGUCUCGCACCACAAAGAGGAUCAGCGGGAAGCCGAUUCUGGAAGACAACAGCGCCAGCCUCUUCUCUGCCAUCCUGAUCGCUUGGCUGUUGCCUGGCAUGGCGUGGGGCUUCUGGCCAGAGCUGUAGAAUAACCCCGCAGGUUAUCUGAUGUCUGACAGGUCUUACAGUGUUUUAUCGCAGGGGGUGUGUCUGGAUUAAAACAGCCUUGUAUAUCAGUUAUGCAAUUAUAAUGUUACAGGUUGCAAUGUUGUGCCUAUGAAGGCUUA
This is a messenger RNA of Anguilla anguilla (European eel), 1217 nucleotides long. RefSeq names its product transmembrane protein 19-like. Gene Ontology annotation, cellular component: membrane. NCBI's taxonomy places the organism in Eukaryota, Metazoa, Chordata, Actinopteri, Anguilliformes, Anguillidae. Bases 70 to 1077 code for a protein of 335 amino acids. The record is from RefSeq and is a predicted model, not a curated record. The transcript has 7 exons.